AUGUGUCACCACCAUCUCGGCAAGGGUGGCGACGGUGGCCCUGGUGGCUCUGGCGGUUCUGGCCCCGCUGGUGGUGCUGGCGGCGGCGGUGGUGACGGUGGCUCCGGCGGCAUGGGCCCCGGUGGCGGUGACGGCGGAGACGGAGGUGGCGGCGGCUCUGGCGGCGCUGGCCCAGGCGGCGGUGCUGGUGGUUCUGGAGGCAAGGGCGGUGAUGGUGGAGCCGAAAGUGGCAAUGGCAUGUGCUGCCGCACACACUGGCUCGACGACUUCGACGCCCAGCUCCUCAUCGACAACCUCGACAUCUAUUACUUCGACCUCGAGUCACUCGACGCCGUCGUCCUCGAGCACUGGCUCGACAACCUCGACGCCGAGCUCGUCUUCGACGACCUCGACUUCCAUUACUUCGACCUCGAGCCACUCGACACCCUCGUCUUCGAGCACCGGCUCCACGACCUCGACGCCAAGCUCGUCAUCUACGACGACUACUUCGUCCAGUCACAGUACGACCACAACGCCCUCGUCCUCCACUACUACCACAUCCAGUGGCUCUACCACUUCGACUCCAAGCUCGUCCUCGACGACGUCGACUUCCAUAACGUCGACUACCGGUUCCACGUCCUCGACGUCGACGACCGGCUCGACCACCUCGACGUCGACGACCGGGUCAACUACCUCGACCACAGGAUCGACCACCUCGACGUCUACCACUGGCUCAACCACCUCGACGUCGACUACAGGCUCGACCACGUCGACCACUGGCUCGACCACCUCGACGUCGACGACCGGGUCAACCACCUCGACCACAGGAUCGACCACCUCGACGUCUACCACUGGCUCAACCACCUCGACGUCGACUACAGGCUCGACCACGUCGACCACUGGCUCGACAACCUCCACUACGGGCUCGACGACCUCGACGUCCAUGACCUCGACCCCAUCCUCGUCCUCGACUACCACCACGUCCAGCCACUCCGCAACCCACUCGGCUUGUGUUACCAGGACUUGCGGCCCAUGCCCCACCGGUACCGGUGGCAAGGGCGGUGA
Vanrija pseudolonga is the source of this 1044-nucleotide messenger RNA. It is a transcript of the gene COL1A1, whose product is annotated as Collagen alpha-1(I) chain. The coding region runs from base 1 to 1044 and encodes 347 amino acids. Lineage: Eukaryota; Fungi; Basidiomycota; Tremellomycetes; Trichosporonales; Trichosporonaceae. The transcript is spliced from 4 exons. The record is from RefSeq and is a predicted model, not a curated record.